ACCAACUUCAACAUUUGUCCUUAACCUUCAAGUUCAGCGAGAAAGCUCGCGUUCAGCUGCAACUGUUCUGUGAUUCAGAGAAGAAAAUGUCAGACGACAACACCCCUUCCUUCGCAAAAAUUGCAAUGGGUGUAUUCAAGGUUAUUGAUGCCCCAGUGACGCUUUUCAGAGAGAAGUUUGUGUUACCAAACCAAGAAAAGGGCACACACAAAUGGUACCACAGGCGAUACCGACGUAUUCCUUCGUUUGAUGAGUGUGAGGUGGAUGAGCCUAUCUGCAUGUAUGAAGCUGAGGAACAGUAUCGCCGAGACAAACUUGUUGACAACCAGAUUCUGAAGAUCCUGCGACAGAGGAAGAUAGAGUGUUUGGCCUGGGAGGGUCCUGAUGCCUCCAGGAAAUGCAAGAAAGUGACCGAGGACUAUGAAACCUCAGCCACCAACUGGUUCAUCAAAUAUGGUGAUAUUGGUGCCAGCGCCACAGGAAUUGAUGCCUACAUGAAACAAAAGCAUCGGCUGAUCUGGGAGAGACGCAAGUUGGAGAGCCAAGCAUAAUGUAGUGACUAGGCUGUAGACAAUACAAUAAUUGAAUUUCUAGAUGCUGAUCACUACCAGCUGUUACUACAUACACUCUUUGUGAUCAGCAGGCAUGUCAUUUGUACACCUGCUAUACCCCAGAAUAUGAAGACGUUUGGGAGAUGAAUGGUGUUAGUUGGUUUUCUUUUGUACAGGUGAAAUUUCCUUGAAUAUGAGUCCUUGAAAUUAAACAUUUGAAAAAUGAAA
Messenger RNA from Haliotis rufescens (red abalone), 779 nucleotides. RefSeq names its product NADH dehydrogenase [ubiquinone] 1 beta subcomplex subunit 10-like. The transcript has 4 exons. The record is from RefSeq and is a predicted model, not a curated record. Lineage: Eukaryota; Metazoa; Mollusca; Gastropoda; Lepetellida; Haliotidae. Bases 87 to 551 code for a protein of 154 amino acids.